AUGGACGUUAAGUCAACGAAUUCCUCGCCAGUUCUCACGGACCCGGCCUCGCUGAACAAAUCGAGGCUCGGGAUCCGUUCGGGCCUCCUGCCUUGCUCGCAAUCGGGCGGGCCCAGUUUCCCUAAAAGCAUCCCCACCGUUCCAAGAAAAAAGUCCGUAAAACUCGGUGAUGUUCGAUACAACGGCUGGUUGGACUCCAUGAAAUCAUCUUCCCCUCCUCGCAAGAAGAUCCUCAAGGAUUUCAACGGUGCUGAGUCCGUCUCGGAUGAUGCCGAAAUUGCUUAUCUCUCUUGGACGAUUAAGUACCCAUCGGCCCUUGGUUCGUUCCAGAGGAUUGUAGAUCGUGCAAAGAAUGGAAAGUUGGUCGUGUUCUUGGAUUAUGACGGCACGCUUUCACCGAUUGUGGAUGACCCUGAUCGAGCUUUUAUGUCUGAUGACAUGCGAUCUGUUGUAAAGAGUGUCGCGAAAAAAUUUCCAACCGCCAUCAUCAGUGGGCGAAGUCGAGAUAAGGUUUAUGAAUUGGUGGGGUUCAGUGAACUCUAUUAUGCCGGCAGUCAUGGAAUGGACAUCAUUUUUCCGGCCAAAGACGCGGUUAAUCCACACAACCAUCAAAAUUGUGUGAGAUCGUCUGAUCCUAAGGGAAAGGAGGUUAAUUUAUUCCAGCCUGCCAGUGAAUUUAUACCCAUGAUCGACGAGGUUUUCAGAAAGUUUGCUGAAAUUACGAAAGACAUAGAAGGCUCGAAAGUUGAGAACCAUAAGUUUUGUGUCUCUGUACAUUACCGCAAUGUAGAGGAGAAUAGCUGGCCUGUGAUUGCGCAAAAUGUUCAUGAUAUUUUGGCCGACUAUCCAAGACUUCGGCUGACUCAUGGACGAAAGGUUUUGGAAGUUCGUCCGGUGAUUGACUGGGACAAGGGGAAGGCAGUUAAGUUUCUUCUAGAGUCUCUAGGAUUUAGCAACCGUAAUGAUGUUCUCCCGAUUUAUAUUGGGGAUGAUAGGACAGACGAAGAUGCAUUCAAGGUGCUGAGGAAGAAAAAUCGUGGCUAUGGUAUCCUUGUAUCCGCUGUUCCGAAGGAGAGCAACGCAUCUUUUUCUCUUAAGGAUACUUCAGAGGUUCAAGAUUUCCUGGAAGCACUUGUGAAAAUGGCAGAAAAAGAUGCCAACACAGAUGAAGCAAAUGCAGAUAAUACAGACUAA
Messenger RNA from Striga hermonthica, 1194 nucleotides. NCBI's taxonomy places the organism in Eukaryota, Viridiplantae, Streptophyta, Magnoliopsida, Lamiales, Orobanchaceae. The record is from the annotation of a GenBank genome assembly.